GAGUUUUUAAGGCAAUGUUUAAAGCUUGGAGAUGUGAGAAAUUGAAAGUAGCUGGGAAGCAGGGACUCAAUUAUAAAGGGCCUUUUGGUAAUAUCACAGAGUUCUGAUGUCAUCCUCAGGUCAGAAAGGAAUCACUGGUACUGUCCUUUUAUUAUGGAAGACUUCAAACACCUACACAUCCCACAGUUUGAGCAAUUACCAACUCAUGACCAAUCUUGUUGAUACCACUUCUUUCCUCCCCCAGUGGAUAGUUCUGAAGCAAAUUUGAGACAUCACAUCAUCAUUGAAGAUUUUGAGCAGGAGAGUGACAUGAUCAGUUUUGCAUUUUAGAAAUCACAUAUCCCUAGUAACUUUAAAGUAUCUUUAUAAUGCACACACCAUAGUUUGGUUGCUUCUCAUUUGCUUCCAGUCAUACAGACAUUUGUCUUUCCGUACUAUUUAUAGCAGCUUGCAUUUUUUCAAACUGUAUGGAAACAUGAUUAAAUGCCAAACUUAUUUUAUAUACUUAUCUUCUUAUGUAGAUAGAUCAUUGUUUAAUUUGCCUUUAAAAUACUAUUAAUGAAUAUUUUGGCUUCUAUAAGUAUAAAAAGGUCAUAAACAAUAUAAAAGUUUGUUUCUAGUUUGGUCUCCAUUAUAGCAAACAUAUUAGUAUUUGGAAAGUGGAAUUCAAUUUAUGAUUUUACUAUGAAUGUUUUUUGCAGAUUCAAGUUUAAUUUAUGAUUCUUCUGUAGCUCAGGUUUUGCUCUUUAUCUGCCUAUUGAAAUCUGUUUUCUUAUUGAAGUUUACUUUGAUGGUGAGAAUUAAUACAGAUUACUUUUAUUUUAAAGCUAAUUAUCAUUGUUUACGUGACACUAAGUUAAAAAUUCCGUCCUGUAGUAAGAAUGUUUACUUACUAAAAUGUUUUAGUUUAACUUUUUUUUAAAAGGUGAUUUAGUAGAAGGUAACUGCUGUAAUACCAUGGAAUAAUACUGCAUUCAUGCAUACAUUCAUUCAUUUGGUGAGCGUCAGUGAUCUUAAUCCAAAUCAGAGGUUGGCAAAUUUUUGCUGCUAAGACUGGUUCUUACAUUUUUGAAGGGUUGUUCCCCAAAAAGGGAGAAGAAUUUGCAACAGAAACUGUAUGUGGCCUGUAAAUAUACUACCUGGCCCUUUACAGGAGAAGUUUGCCAUCCCUGAUCUAAAUUAAUAUAACCAAAAUUCUUGGCAUGUGCUUUUUUUUCUUUUGGAAAUGUUUUUAUAAGACUCAUUUUUGAAUAACAUUUGAAAAUAAAAAUGUCAUUGUUUUCUACAGAGAAGAUGGCGAAUUAGAAGAUGGUGAAAUAGAUGAUGCAGGACUCGAAGAAACACAAGAACAGGAAGCAAAAGAGGAUGAAAAACAGAAAAAUGAAAAAGCCUAUAGAAAAUCAAGGAAAAAACACAAGAAAGAAAGAGAGAAGAAAAAAUCCAAAAGGAGAAAACGUGAAAAACAUAAGCAUAAUUCUCCAUCUAGUGAUGAUAGUUCAGACUACAGCCUUGAUUCAGAUGUCGAACAUACAGAAAGUUCCCACAAAAAAAGAGCUAGUUUCUACAGGGAUUAUGACAUUCCAUUUUCUCAGCAUGGACACUUAUCAGGAAGCUACAUGACAUCAAAGAAGAGUCAACAUAACAAAAAAUUUAAAAGUAAAGAAUAUGAUGAGUACAGUACAUACAGUGAUGACAACUUUGGUACCUACAGUCAGGAAACAGAGGAAGAUUUUGCCAAUCAGCUGAAACAAUACAGACAAGCUAAAGAAACCUCAACUACUGCUUUAGGAUCAUCAUUUUCUAAAGAACCAGGGAAAAAACAAAGAAUGAAAGCUCAGCAAGGUAUUGAACAGAGGGUUAAAACUUUUAAUGUUGGUCGUGGACGUGGUUUGCCGAAGAAAAUCAAACGCAAAGACCGUGGGGGAAGAACCAAUAAAGGGCCUAAUAUUUUUUCAGGAAUGGAUGACUAUCAAGAGUAUAGUAAACCAGGGAAAAAAUGGAAGGUUAUGACUCAGGAAUUCAUUAAUCAGCACACAGUGGAACACAAAGGAAAACAAAUCUGUAAAUACUUUCUGGAAGGGAGAUGUAUUAAGGGAGAUCAGUGUAAAUUUGAUCAUGAUGCAGAGUUGGAGAAGAGAAAGGAGAUCUGCAAAUUUUAUUUACAAGGAUAUUGUACCAAAGGAGAGAACUGCAUUUAUAUGCAUAAUGAAUUUCCAUGUAAGUUCUAUCAUAGUGGAGCAAAAUGUUACCAAGGAGACAAUUGUAAAUUUUCACAUGAUGAUCUGACUAAAGAAACAAAGAAACUUUUGGACAAAGUGUUGAACACUGAAGAAGAAGCCACAAAUGAAGAUGAACGAGAAUUAGAAGAACUUAGAAAACGGGGCAUAGCUCCUCUUCCCAAACCACCUCCAGGAGUUGGGCUUCUGCCAACCCCACCAGAGCAUUUUCCCUUUUCUGAUCCUGAAGAUGAUUUUCAGACCGAUCUCUCUGAUGAUUUCAAGAAAAUCCCAUCUCUUUUUGAAAUAGUUGUAAAACCUACUGUGGAUUUAGCACAUAAGAUUGGGAAGAAGCCACCAGCAUUUUAUAACAGUACCUCACCACCAGGACCACAGUUUCAGGAAAGCAGCCCACAUCCUCAACAUAUCUAUAGUUCUGGAUCAAGUCCAGGUCCUGGACCUAAUAUGUCUCAGGGACACAGUAGUCCUGUGAUGCACCCGGGCUCCCCCGGACAUCAUCCAUGCGCAGCAGUGCCACUCAGCCCACCUUUGCCACCUGCUCCACCUGGAAUUUUAGGUCCUCACAGUCAAGCUGGGGUACUUGUUCAACCAGAUGCACCUUUGACACCACCGAGUAUGAGUGGUGCUUACCAUUGCUCGGGCUUUCCAGAACAUAUGAUGAAAGUACCUAGAGAGAAUCACUGUUCUCCAGGUUCCUCAUACCUGCAAAGUACUGGUGAAAUGCAGCUCAACACCAGUUAUGAGUCCCUACAAAACCCAGCUGAAUUUUAUGAUAAUUACUAUUCACAGCAUGCUGUACAUAAUUUUCAGCCACCCAAUAACUCUGGUGAUGGGAUGUGGCAUGUUGACUUUGCCCAGCAUCAGCCAACCAUUGUUCAAGACUCCCCUAACCGUGCAAGUGGAUCUGACGGCAGCAGCAACACAACAGGCCAUGGCCCCCUGCCUGCACCAGGCCUCCUCCCUGCAGUGCAGAGAGCUCUUUUUGUCAGACUUACUCAGAAGUACCAAGAAGAAGAUGAACCAAGCAGCACCCAACCUCAAAGGGCACCAAGCAAGGAAGAAGAUGAUACUGUUAACUGGUAUUCAAGUAGUGAAGAGGAAGAAGGAAGCAGUGUGAAGUCAAUACUGAAAACAUUACAGAAACAAACAGAAACUUUAAGGAAUCAGCAACAACCUUCCACAGAGCUCAGCACUCCUACUGACCCAAGACUUGCUAAAGAGAAAAGCAAAGGAAACCAAGUUGUUGACCCUAGACUUAGGACUAUCACAAGGCAAGACAUGAGAAAAUCUGAAUCUACCCCACUGGAUCUUAGACUUGCAUGGGAUCCCAGGAAACUGAGAGGGAAUGGAAGCGGUCACGUAGGAUCUUCUGUUGGUGUAACAAAGUUUGAUUCACAUCAUGCAAAUGCUAGCUCUGUCAAACACAAAAGAGGAGAUGAUGAUGAUGAAGAUACAGAAAGAGAAUUGAGAGAAAAAGCUUUCUUAAUACCUUUGGAUUCUUCCCCUGGCAUAAUGCUCCAAGAUCCAAGGUCUCAGCUGAGGCAGUUCAGUCACAUUAAAAUGGAUAUUAUCCUAACCAAACCCAACUUUGCAAAACACAUCGUGUGGGCUCCAGAAGACUUACUUCCAGUCCCUUUACCUAAACCUGACCCAGUAUCUUCAAUCAAUUUACCUCUGCCCCCUCUUAUAGCUGACCAGAGGCUCAAUAGGUUAUGGAAUACAAAAAGCGAUCUUCAUCAGAACACAGUGCCCACUGAUUCGAAAUCAGCAGCCAAAGCCAAAGUGAACACCACAAACAGAGAAGGCUACCUAGAACAAUUUGGAGACUUACAUAGUUCAGGAAGUAAAUUAGGAGAUCCUAGGCUGCAAAAAAAUUUUGAUCCUAGGCUUCAUAGACUGCACAGUACAGAGUCUCACCCAGCUGUUGUGAAGGACUCACAUACAUUAAAGGCCACCCCUCACUUAGCCAGAUCUAACCCUGCUUCGUCACAGCCCUCAGGGGCAGCGACUAGCAGUUCUGGGCCAGGGCCUUUGCCUCCAUAUGCCCCUAAACUCUCCUCUUCAGCUGGCCUUCCCCUGGGAACUCCAAGUUCAGUUCUUAGUGGCAUUAGUUUGUAUGACCCUAGGGAGCAUGCUUCAUCAUCUGCAUCAGAGCUAGCAACAGAAAAUGCAGAGAACCAGAAAAAAAGUGGUGGUUUAAAAAGUAGUGACAAAAAUGAGCCUUCUCCUGGAGAAGCAGUCCUGCCACACAAAACCAGUGCAAACGUGGAAGUCGCUGUGGAUGGGCUGGCUGAUCCCCAGGCAGAUAUUCUCAGGAGUCCUGGUAUGGUUCAGGUCCCAGCAGUGCACAGUCUUCCUAUUCAGGCAUUAACAGGCUUAAUUAGACCCCAGUACAGCGAUCCAAGGCAGUCCAGGCAGCCAGGACAGAUGAGCCCCACCCCAGAAAGUGAUCCCAGUAGAGAACCAGAUGACAAAUCUCUGAAAGAGGUUUUUAAAACUUUUGAUCCAACUGCUUCACCAUUUUGUUAGCUAUUCUUUUCACUCUGUGACUAUUACAGUCCUCUGCUGUUUUGUAACUGGUUUACCUCUAUAGUUUAUUUAUUUUUAAAUUAUAAAUACUUUUCAGCUGCUAGUAUCAGAACCACAUGAAGUUAUAUCCUCUAAAGCCUGUGGUAUUUUAUAUAAUAUUUUUAUAACUUUAAGAGACUGUAGUAAUUGACAUAGAAACCUAUAUAUCAUGUUAGCUUCAGUAAAAGUACUUUUAUCGUUAAUAAACCAUCAUGAACUUGACACUCUGCCCAAAUAUAUGCCAGUCGUCUUUCAUAAUCAAUGUUUAGAUAAAUGAUUACCACUUUUAUAUGGUUGUUAGUUUCAAGCAAUAUGAUGUACAUUACUUUUGAGCAACAGUAUUUUGACUAGGAUCUUCUCUAUUUGUCAACACAGAACUGAUUAAUAUGUAAUGCUAACUGCUAACUAAAAUGUAAAAUGAAGUAAAGAAAACAUUUUUAAAAUCACAAUCAACAGAGCAGUUUGUGUUUAAGGGCAUCACUUUUAUUAGUAUUGGCAAUAUUAUUUGUGUAAAUGAAGCAUUUGAAUGUCAUAUCUUUUAAAAGUAUUUUAUUGUAUACUGUAUCAUAGAAGUUGGAGAUACAUAGAUUGUUUUUGCUAAAGUGAAAAAUUCCCCAAGUUCUCUAACAUUACUUUUUAAAUUUAAUUUUUCAUAUUAAAUAGUUAUGAGUUCUUGCUGUGCUAUGUGAUGUUUAUGUGUUUCAAUGUUUUUUGUCUUUAGCAGCAUAAUUUAUAUUACUUUUUCAAAUGAUGUAGCUGCAAUAAUUGUAUUCAUCAUGACUUUGGAAAUUUUUAACAAAAUUUUAAAAGAUCCAGUGACAGUCUGUAGUGAUUAUUGCAUUGAUAAUGUUUUAAAUGUCCAGGUUCUAUAUUUUAAAUAGCAAGAAAACACAGAGAUGGUAUAAUCAACUGUAUAUGGCUACCAAUAAAGAAUCUCUUUCAGAUCUCUCCUGACUGGCAUUCUGUAACAGAAGAGACUUCCUGGUAUUUUAAGUAUUUAAUGUCCUCAUAGUUUGGAAAUCUAAACUGAUUUAGAAAUUGUAUUUUUAUGAAAAAUAAUUUGUAUUCAUUCUUGUGUCUUUUGUGCAGUAUAUAAAUAAUGGCAGCCCUAUUUGUUUUAUACAUAUAUUAUUUAUAAUGGAAACUAAGUAUUACACUGAUAUUCAUAUCUUAAACUGGACAUGUAUGACCGUGUUUGCUGGUAAUAGCUCCAAUAAGUAACUUGAGAUGGAGCAUUUCACUAUAAAAGAUAAUGAAAAUGAA
Leptonychotes weddellii (Weddell seal) is the source of this 6068-nucleotide messenger RNA. The record is from RefSeq and is a predicted model, not a curated record. NCBI's taxonomy places the organism in Eukaryota, Metazoa, Chordata, Mammalia, Carnivora, Phocidae.